Molecule: messenger RNA, 4355 nt
Organism: Phasianus colchicus (ring-necked pheasant)
Lineage: Eukaryota; Metazoa; Chordata; Aves; Galliformes; Phasianidae
Gene: MICALL2
Product: MICAL like 2
Molecular function (GO): protein binding
Source: RefSeq, a predicted model, not a curated record
UUAUUACUUGGAUGUGGGUGAUGGCAUAAAUUCACCGUGGUGGUUCUUUCCCCAGCUGUGCCACCUGGGCAGCAUCACCAAGCUGCCCCACUCCUGCCUCUCCACAGCCUCAAUUCAGCCACGCUGAGGUCAGCACAGGCUUUCCUCGCGCUGUCUUUUAGUCUCUCAAGGAAUGCUCUGAGCCGGGAGGGAUGCGAACCCUUCGGUCCCACCGAGCUCCAUCAGGGCUCACACCGGUCCCCUCAGCUGGGCUGUGCGCAGGGACGGGGCGCUGCUCUGCGCACCCUGUGCCACGGCCUCACCGCUCUCAGCGUAACAAACGUUUUCCUCGUAUCUCGCUACACCUGCCCUCUUUAGUUCCUAUGGCCGGGGUGUUGCCGGGCUCGGUAGAGGCAGCCGCAGCGCCCGCGGUGUCCGCGCACUGAUUUCACACUGCAGCGCGGAUCCCGGCUCCUCGCGCCCAUCGGGCCGCGUUCUCCACACACAGCGCCCGACGGACAUCAGCGCCCUGUGCGUGGCCGAGCCGCCCCGUCCGUCCGCCCCGCACGGCGGCUGAGGCGGGCCCGGCUGAGGGCGGCCGUCUGGAACCGCCGCCUCCCGCCCCUUUCCCCGCCUCCUCCUCCUUCUCCUCCCUCCGUCCGCCACUCGCCCGCGGCUCCCGCAGGCGGCACGGCCCGGGUCCGCGCCAUGGCUGCCAUCCAGAACCUGCAGCUGUGGUGCAAGCAGCAGUGCGAGGGCUACCGCGAUGUCAGCAUCACCAACAUGACCACGUCGUUCCGCGACGGGCUGGCCUUCUGUGCCAUCCUGCACCGCCACCGCCCCGACCUCAUAGACUUCAAUUCCCUCAGUAAAGAAAAUGUGUACGAGAACAACAAGUUGGCAUUUCAAGUGGCAUCAGAGCAGCUGGGGAUCCCAGCCUUGCUGGAUGCAGAGGAUAUGGUUGCUCUGAGGGUACCAGACAGGCUGAGCAUCAUUACCUACGUUUCCCAGUAUUAUAACUACUUCCAUGGACGUUCUCCUAUUGGAGGUAUGGCUGGAAUCAAGCGUUCUUCCUCUGAACUUCAGGAACAGCCUGCUGGGAAGAAAGCUGUUCCAGAGCCUCCUAAGCCAGUGUCUCCAAAACUGCCUUCUGCACACCCACCAGCCAAAGCUAAGCCAAAAGAAGCCUCCCCAGUCACCACAAAGGGUGUCCUGACAGAGAGUGGGAAUAUCCGUAGCAGCUGCUGUGGUAUCUGUGGGAACCAUGUCCACCUGGUACAGCGUCACUUGGUUGAUGGGAAGCUCUAUCACAGGAAUUGCUUCAGGUGCAGGGAGUGUUGGAAUGUGCUUCUUCCUGGAAGCUACAAAGCUGGGCCUGAGCCCGGUACAUUCAUCUGCACCAGCCACCAGCAGCCAGACAAUGUCCAGAUCUCUGGGCUCAGCAGCACCCGGAACAAACCUGAGAGCACCCCAGCCCCUACUAGUGCCAGAGCAUUCCAGAAAGCAGCAGAACCCAAGAAACAGGAGCAGGUGUUGAAGAAACCGAGCCAGGAAGGCCUUGCUAAUUCAACCAAGCCAUCUGUUUCAUCUUCUGGAAGCUCUGGCUUCAGAAGUCUAAAUACUCCAUGGUCGUCUUCAGCUGUAAAUAAAUCAGAAGACUGCAAAGGUACUCCAUUGGGAAAUAAAACAGAUCAUCGUGAAGGUACCACGUCAGGACCUCUUUGGACAACCUCCAAAACAAAAACACAGCAGGCCCGUGAAAAUUUUUUUCAGUCAUUAGAGUCCUUCAGCAAUAAAACCUCUGAUGCUAAAAACCACGACCCUUCUCAUAGCUCUGGUAAAAUUUCCUCUGGCAGAACUGCUGCUGGGGUCACUCCAGCAAAGACCGAGAAGGCUCAGGCACGUAACCACAUUAUACAGGCUUUGGCUGGAUCAAACACCUCUCCAAGCAGGCCAGGAGGACUCAGUUCCACUGGUUCUUCAGCAUCAAGUAGUAGCAACUUUUCUCCUUCCAGUUCCCAAUCACAGAGUCCAGCUCCGAAAGCACAGACCAGCAAAACAAGCUACACAGCACCAAAACAGGAAAAGAUCACAGAACCUCUGCCCAAGAGUCAGGCUACCAGCAAACCUGUUGAAUCUGUGCACAAGCCAGAGUCAAAAGGCCUCAAAGGAACUGUGAAUGCUGGUGAGGAUAAGUCUGAGAGCCCAGCAGACUGGAGAUCUCGGUUGAAGCCUGUGGCCAACAAAGACCAGGCUGGCUCUAAGAAGCCUACUGAUCACUCACAGGUGGGAACAGGGAGCCCAACACAGAAGGAGAAAAAGCCAACUCCAUUAGUUGUUCCAUCAGCAAAGCAGGAGUCCGUUGAAUCCUCUGUUCCAAAAAGCAUCCAGAGCAUUGAAGCAGUAUCACCAAUCAAGCUGCACCCAGACUACAUCCCUGAGGAGGAAAUCCAGAAGAAGGUACAUGACAUUGAGAAGCAGCUGGAUGUGCUGGAAUUGAAAGGAGUGGAUCUGGAGAAGCAGCUGCGUGGCUGUGAAGGAGAUGAGUCUGAGGAUGCCCUCAUGGUGGAUUGGUUCAAACUGAUCCAUGAGAAACAGCUGCUGCUGAGACAGGAGUCAGAGCUGAUGUACAAGAUGAAACAGCAGAAUCUGGAGGAGCAGCAGUGGAACAUUGAAUUGGAGCUGAGACGUCUCGUGGACAAGCCAGAGUAUCUGAAGACACGCAGAGAGAAGGAACGUGAAAAGGAGCUGCUGGAUUCAUAUCUGAACACAGUCAAUGAUCGGAAUAAUAUUGUGGAGUGCCUGGAUGAGGACAGAAUCAGAGAGAAAGAGGAGGACCAGAUGCUGGCAGACAUGAUCCGCAAGUUGGAUGGAUCUCUCGAGGGCCAGGAACCAGAGAAGAAGAAGAACAAGUUCCGCUUGUCCAAAAUAUGGAAGCAGAAAAAUAAGAGUUAAACUCAGGAGUGAUGUUACUCUGCAUGCUGGUGCAGAGAGGACUGUCAAAGGGAUGUUCUUUUCUUGCUGCUGCUUUCCAGGACUUGUGCGGGAUGGUGACGAGGCUUCUUUCCUCUCUGAUACGGAGACUGUAGGUUUGCAGAUCAAAGGGACAGUGUGAGUCCUCUCUCACUGGUGUGAGGCACACCUUUCCCAGAAGAUUUUCCUUCUUUGAAUCUAGCUCAGAGCUGGCUUCAGCCUUGUUGGCAGCUCAGCAGGACAGAACUCAGUAUGCCCAUCCACUGCUUAGGUCAUUACGGACCUGAAUCAGGUAGCAUGGCACUGUGUGCCACCUCACAUCAGCCAGGGCUAUGCCAAGGGUACUGUGCUGGUUUCCAAAAUGGUAGUUUUUUCUCCCUCACUGCAUCUCCUUUGGCAGAAAGAGAGAUACCAUGGGUCACGAGAGAUCAAUGGUCUCCCCCUUAUUUACACCCAUGCAAACUGGAGUUUCAGCCCCCACAGCCAGGGGAAGCAGACACCAGAAUUACCUGUGGGUUGGGAUGUCCUAGACCCAGAGACAUUUCAGCAAUAGUGCUGUUUCCAGACCUCCCUGUGGGAGUUGCUGUAGGCUGGUUUCUCAGAGCCAUGAAGGGCUGCUCACUGCUUCAUUCCCUCUAUGGGGGAGAUUUUUAACUGCUUGUUUCACUGCGCAGCAAAGCAUGGUUUUCAUUGCUUGUGGCCCACCAUGCUGAAGACAAACAGAAGUUUGCUUUUAACAGCCUUAUGCUAACAGGGAGCAGAAGUGCAUAACUGGGUUUGUCUUGCCCACCAGCUUUCCAUGUGGGACAAGCAUUCAUCUCCUGAGUCUCUGUCCCUGGACAUGCAGCCCUCAGGGGUUGCCAUGGUUCACCUUGGUGGAACCAGGGCAGUAAUGAGCAGUGCAAAGUAGGCGCUGGGCUGCUGGCAGUGUGUCUUUCUCCUCCACGCUCACCCUAGAGUGACUGCAGCCAGACAGCUGCCCUACAUGGCAUCAGCCUUUGCACAGUCGACCUCUGGAGUAGGAAUAGAGAUUGGCAGGGAAAGAUGAGAACAAUUCAUGAUGCCUCUAGCUCUAGUGUGCGCUCCCCCGUGCUUCCUUCCUCCCUCCGUGCCAGGGUACUUCACGAUUUCCCUGUGUCCUGUUAUCCAGCAGGACCUGGGAUUUUUCAGCGGGGGGAUUUGCUGCCUGCUUUGCCCGGUGGCAGAGGAGAGGCGAUGCGUCCCUCACCCACGAGGUGGCAGUGGGACUCUCCGUCCAAGGCAGCUUGCCCUGGGCACCGCAGGGGUGAUCUCGGUGGGGUGCCCAGGGCACAAGGGGUUUAUCGCUGCCCCCAGAGGGUGUAUGUUCUGGGACGCCCUGUACCUGCCUAUGUUUUUGUCCAAUAAAGAGCUGCUGGUGCACA